AUGCUUGUAAGGCAGAGGUGAAAGUGGCUCAGCAGAACAACAUCGGGAAAUCUGGCAGACUGGAAGAGCACAGCUGCCCCCCUGGGCAGCUGCCACUUGUGAAGCAUGGAGGAAAGUAAAAACGAGAAGGUGAACCAGGCUCAUGUUCUCUUCGACAGAUUUGUCCAGGCGUCCACCUGCAAGGGGACUCUCAAGGCUUUCCAGGAGCUCUGUGACUACCUAGAACUAAAGCCCAAGGACUAUCGUUCCUUCUAUCACAAACUCAAGUCCAAGCUCAAUUACUGGAAAGCCAAAGCCUUGUGGGCCAAAUUGGAUAAAAGAGGCAGCCAUAAGGACUACAAGAAGGGGAAAGCAUGCGCCAACACGAAGUGUCUGAUAAUUGGGGCUGGACCCUGUGGCCUUCGCACAGCCAUCGACCUGUCGUUCCUGGGAGCCAAGGUGGUGGUCAUAGAGAAGAGGGACGCCUUCUCCCGCAAUAACGUGCUGCACCUGUGGCCCUUCACCAUCCACGACUUGAGGGGCCUCGGCGCCAAAAAGUUCUACGGCAAAUUCUGUGCAGGAUCCAUAGACCAUAUCAGUAUCCGUCAGCUCCAGCUGAUCCUUUUGAAGGUUGCCUUGAUCUUGGGAAUAGAGAUCCAUGUCAAUGUGGAAUUUCGGGGGCUCGUUUACCCUCCGGAGGACCAGGAGAACGAAAGAAUAGGUUGGCGUGCAUUGGUCCAUCCCAAAACCCAUCCAGUGUCUGAGUAUGAGUUUGAAGUAAUCAUUGGAGGGGAUGGCAGGAGAAACACCUUAGAAGGGUUUCGCCGAAAAGAAUUCCGUGGUAAACUUGCAAUUGCCAUCACAGCAAACUUCAUCAAUCGCAACACCACAGCUGAAGCCAAAGUAGAAGAGAUCAGCGGUGUGGCCUUCAUCUUCAACCAGAAGUUCUUCCAGGAUCUCCGAGAUGCCACAGGCAUUGACUUGGAGAACAUUGUCUACUACAAAGAUGAUACACACUACUUUGUCAUGACUGCCAAAAAGCAGAGCUUGCUGGAUAAAGGAGUGAUACGGCAUGACCACGCCGACACAGAGGUCUUGCUCUCCCGGGAGAACGUGGACCAGGAGGCUUUGCUGAACUACGCCAGGGAAGCAGCAGAUUUCUCCACUAACCAGCAGCUGCCGUCACUGGACUUUGCCAUCAACCACUACGGGCAGCCCGACGUGGCCAUGUUUGACUUCACGUGCAUGUACGCGUCCGAGAACGCGGCCCUGGUGCGCGAGCAGAACGGCCACCAGCUCCUCGUGGCGCUGGUCGGGGACAGCCUCCUGGAGCCGUUUUGGCCGAUGGGAACUGGAAUAGCCAGGGGAUUUUUGGCUGCAAUGGACUCUGCUUGGAUGGUACGAAGUUGGUCGCUCGGAGCUAGUCCUUUGGAAGUCCUUGCAGAGAGGGAAAGCAUUUAUAGGCUGCUGCCUCAGACCACCCCAGAGAACGUGAGUAAAAACUUCAGCCAUUACAGCAUUGAUCCUGCCACCCGAUACCCCAAUAUCAACGUCAACUUCUUGCGGCCACAGCAGGUACGCCACUUGUAUAAUACAGGAGACUUGAAAGACAUUCACCUGGAAAUAGAGAACUUUGUGAACUCCAGGACACCAAAGCUGACUCGAAAUGAGUCUGUAGCCCGCUCUAGUAAAUUGCUCAGUUGGUGCCAGAGGCAGACUGAUGGAUAUGCUGGUGUUAAUGUGACAGAUCUCACAAUGUCAUGGAAAAGUGGCUUAGCUUUGUGUGCCAUUAUCCACAGAUACCGUCCAGACUUAAUAGACUUUGAUUCCUUGGAUGAGCAUGACGUGGAGAAGAAUAACCAACUGGCCUUUGACAUCGCUGAGAAAGAGUUUGGGAUCUGUCCCAUUAUGACUGGAAAGGAAAUGGCAUCUGUUGGAGAGCCAGAUAAGCUGUCGAUGGUGAUGUACCUCACACAGUUCUAUGAGAUGUUCAAAGACACCAUCCCCUCUAGUGAUAGCCUGGAGCUGAAUGCAGAAGAAAAGGCUGCCCUGAUUGCCAGUACCAAGUCUCCCAUCUCCUUCCUCAGCAAACUGGGACAAAGCAUCUCUCGGAAGCGCACUCCCAAGGACAAAAAAGAAAAGGAACUGGAUGGUGCAGGAAAGAGGAGAAAAACCAGCCAAUCUGAGGAUGAGGACCUCCCACGAAGCUACAGAGAAGAAAGGCCCACACUGGUGAGUGCCCUGACAGAGAGGAGAAUUGAUGCUGCCAUUGGGAAUCAGAACAAAGUCAAGUCCAUGGCAACCCAGCUGCUGGCCAAGUUUGAAGAGAAUGCACCAGUGUCGUCCUCAAACCUACGAAGACAGCAGCCUGUCCUGCCUUACCAAGAGCGUGUCCACAGCCAGCCAUCCAGCAGACGAGAGCAGGGCCGGCUUGCUCCCAUACCCCAGUGGAAACAGAUGAGGCAUAAGGAACGUUCUCGGACCUGCCCCAAAAAAGUGAUCAUGCUCUCUUCUUCCACUCCAUCUUCCUCUCCAUCGUAUCCCAGGCAGCAGAGAUUCAGGGAACCUGGUGCUGGCUGUCCCAGGGAGCAGAGGCCCAGACAGGAAAGGAGAUCUCCUCGUUUGUUUUCUCAUGACCAAGUGCCCAUGAGUGUUGAGCAAAGGGCACGUCAGCUGGCUGCCCUCCUGGAGUCCAGACGUGCACUGAGGCAUCAGCCUGAGACGGAGCCGUCUCGCCGAUUCUUUGUUGACCAGUGGGAGCUCUCCCUUAGCCUCCGCUCCUCCAACCGCCCUUCCUCACCCUCCUCCGACUCCCUCCGACAGAAGUACAUAAAGAUGUACACAGGCGGAGUGAGCUCAUUGGCUGAGCAGAUAGCCAAUCAGCUUCAAAGGAAAGAGCAACCCAAAACCCUUCUAGACAAGAAGGAACUGGGCUCGCUCAAGAAGGAGUUCCCCCAGAACCUGGGAGGCAGCGACGUGUGCUACUUCUGCCGCAAGCGGGUCUACGUGAUGGAGAGGCUCAGUGCUGAGGGCAAGUUCUUCCACCGCAGCUGCUUCAAGUGCGAGUACUGCGCCACCACCCUGCGCCUGUCCUCCUACGCCUACGACAUCGAGGACGGUAAAUUCUACUGUAAACCUCACUACUGUUACCGAGUCUCUGGUUAUGCUCAGAGGAAGAGGCCAGCAGUGGGUCCUCUGUCAGGAAAGGACACCAAAGGACCUCUGCAGGACGCCAUGGCCAGCGAUGGGAGCGGACGGGCCAACAGCAUCCCCACCUCAGCAGAGAGGGCCCCAGGUUCCAGUGUGAACGGGCUGGAGGAGCCCAGCCUGGCCAAGCGGCUGCGGGGCACUCCGGAGCGCAUCGAGCUGGAGAACUACCGGCUGUCGCUGCAGCGCGAGGAGGAGCUGGAGGAGGUCCCCGAGGAGACGCUGGCAGAGCACAACCUCAGCAGCGUGCUGGACAAAGGGACAGAAGAGGAUGUGCCCAGCAGUAGUUCAGAAUCUGAGAUGGAGGAGGAAGAUGAAGAGGAAGAUGAUGAGCAGCAACCCCCUUCAGACUUGGGUGGUGUGCCAUGGAAAGAGGCCGUGCGUAUCCACGCCCUCCUGAAGGGAAAGAGUGAAGAGGAGAUUGAGGCUGAGCAAAAUCAUGAGAUUGAGUACAAAUAUGAUGAUGACGAGGAGGAAUACGAAGAGGAAGAAGAUGAGGAGUCAAGUGAAGCUGGAAACCUUAGGCUGCAGCAGAUUGUAAAUCCGGUUGAUCCUCUGGAGAUCCUGGCAGAUGUGCACUGGACACACAUCCGUGAGAAAGAGGAGGAGGAAAAAAUGGUCUCAGCCUCAAAGUCCUCCACCUCCAGAGCAUCCGACCUUCCCUCCGUACGCCAUGAGGCGGUACAGGCGUGGCUGGAGACGGUCCCUGGAGCUCCGUGUGAGGAGGAUGAUGUGGAGGAUGAGCUGGGCACAGAGCCUGCAGACACAGAAGGGCAGGCAGGUGAAGAGGGAGACACGGGUGCAGAGCUGGACGAUGACGACAUCGCAUCUGAUGCAGAAGCAGAGUUUCGCUUACGUCAGAGUGCUGGAGAAGGGGCAGAGCUAAAAGUCUCUGAGGAUGAAGAAGCAGAAGGUGCUUCCCACAGUGUGACAGAAGAUCCAUGCAAGCCAUCCAUCCCUAUCCAGCCCUCUAGUGACGUUGUUCUUCCUCUGUCUCCAGCUGCUAGUCCCAAAGCAAAACAAGCAGAGGAUGUAGAAGAUCCCCUGGCUGAAGUGUGCCGUGCAAUAAAAUCCCCAGAGCCACGCUUUUUUCCUGAGCCUUUCAUUCUUGAGGAACGACCAAAGGAUGAAAUUCCCAAAGAGAGGAAAGUUAAGAGCCCUUUGGUGCCACCAUCUCCAGUGUUGUCCCAGCCGGUUGCAUCACCAGAAGCCAUUGCAGCCCCAUCACUAGCAGAGUCUCAGCCAGGAGCACCAGCAUCUCCAGCAUCUGCUCAAAUGCCUAUCUGUUCCCAGCCUUUGCCUUCUGCUGAAACGUCCAUUCCAUCCCCAGUGGAGCCUCCAGUAUGUUUCCAACCUGUCCCAGCCUUAACAUCUACUCCUUUAGCCAAAUUGGCUCUUAGGGGCCAGGACGGUGAGGUGGAAAAACUGGGGAGCCCCACUACUGCAGAAGAAGCCCUGAAACGGAGCAGCCUUGUGGAAGAGUUCUGGAUGAAGAGUGCUGAAAUCCGACGGAGCUUAGGGCUCACCCCCGUGGACAGAAACAAACGCUCAGAGAGCAACUUCACUGUGUCUGCUCUGGAGACAACUCCUCAGAAGACUUUCAAUAGCAGGAAUAUUUCAGGGGAUGAAAGGAUCCAUCCUGUGAAACCCCAGCCUGCUCCCAGAAGACAGGGACUGUCCAAGUUAGAAAAUGAGCAGAUUUCUCUGCUCACUCCAAAGUCUCCAUCAGAAAAAGAGCUAAAGAUUUCCAGUGAAGUACGGGGAGAUGUAUCCAGCAGCUCUGGGCUUGGCCUUCAGGAGAGCUCAUCUAACAUGAGAACUAUGGCUAGCCAGAGCUUCAACACUUCCGACUCCACCAUGCUAACUCCUCCAUCGAGCCCGCCCCCACCACCUCCUCAGAACGAGGAGCCGGCCACGCUGCGUAGGAAGAGGUACCAGGCACUCUGGCAGAACGAGGUGGAAGCCAGGUCACCUCCAACGCCAGCAUCAACACCUCCUGCUCCCCGACACCAGGAGCCGGCCCCUCCUGCCAAGGAGCCCACCCCGGCCAGGAGAGACGACGUGCGGAAGUCGUUCGCGGAGAGCGUGGAUGAAAUUCCGUUCGCUGAUGAUGUGGAAGACACGUAUGAUGACAGGACAGAGGACUCAAGCCUUCACGAGAAGUUCUUUACGCCUCCUACCAGUAGGCCAAGGCCAGAGAAACCACAUCUUUUGCCCUUGGUCAAAGAGAAUGGUGGUCCACCCUCAAUGGAAGGAGGGGUUCACCAUAAGAAGAGGGUGUUCCCUGACAUUUCUGUGGAGGCCAAGGAGAUUGCUGAAGAAAGAAUGAGAGCCAGAGAGAAGUCUGUCAAGAGCCCAGCACUACGAGAUGCCAUGGCUAAACAUUUGUGUAAGAUGAAAGAUGCGGAGGUGACUGCUGCUGCUGCUGCUGCUGCUGCUGGGGCCACAAGGGCACGAAAGGCAUCUUCUAUGCCCUUGAAGACCAAAGAGUUGUUUUAUGAGUCUCCAAAGCAUUUGGCUUUGAAAUUAGCAGAGGGAUCCACACGAAAACAUAAUUCUGCUACUGAGAAGUACUCCACACCUCCUGCUGACAUGGCUGGACCUGAAGGGUCUGUCAGCUCUUCGGAAGGCUCCAGUGGGAAGAGCAAGAAAAGAAGUUCCCUCUUCUCUCCUCGUAAGAACAAAAAGGAGAAGAAAUCCAAAAAUGACAGCAGACUUUCUGACAAAUCUAGUGGUGGGACAGAGGAAGCAACAAAGCCUAGGUCGUUAUGGAAGUCUGUUUUCUCUGGCUAUAAGAAAGACAAGAAGAAAAAGGCUGAUGAGAAAUCUUGCCCAAGUACUCCCUCAAGUAAUGCCACUGUGGAUUCUGGCAAGCAUAAACCUUCUCCACUGAUUACAGCUGCAGAUUUACAGCUCCGUCAGCACCUGAGUUUCUCAGAGGACUCUGACCUCUCCAGUGACGAUAUUCUGGAACGCUCCUCCCAGAAAUCCAAACGAGAGAGGGCCUACACAGAAGAGGAGCUGAACGCCAAGCUGACGCGGCGAGUACAGAAAGCUGCCCGCAGACAAGCCAAGCAAGAGGAGCUAAAGAGGUUACACAGAGCUCAGAUUAUCCAGCGGCAGUUGGAACAAGUGGAAGAGAAGCAGAGGCAACUCGAGGAGAGAGGAGUUGCUGUGGAGAAGGCCCUUCGAGGAGAAGCAGACUAUUGGGGAGAGUCUUAUUACAGUGACCUCAUCGACUUGCAUCUGGGUGUUGAGCCCAAUGCCGGGACACCACGUCGUAGACCUCUCUCCUUCUGCCCUUGCUGUGCCCAUGAAGGCAUGGGUAAGAAGGAUGACCCCAAGCUGAUGCAGGAGUGGUUCAAGCUGGUGCAGGAGAAGAAUGCCUUGGUUCGCUACGAGUCCGAACUGAUGAUAUUUGCUCGGGAGCUAGAACUGGAAGACAGGCAGAGUCGACUGCAGCAGGAGCUCCGUGAGAGGAUGGCAGUAGAAGAUCAUCUGAAGACAGAUGAGGAGCUCUCGGAGGAGAAGAGGAUCCUGAAUGAAAUGCUUGAAGUAGUGGAGCAGAGAGAUUCCCUUGUGGCUCUCCUUGAGGAGCAGCGGCUUCGAGAAAAAGAGGAAGACAAGGACCUGGAGGCAGUCAUGCUUUCCAAAGGUUUUAGCUUGAACUGGUCCUGAGCUUAACACAUUUACCUCUGCUGGUCUGUGUUGUCCAGUUGGCCUACCCUGAGUUUGCCAGAAUUACAUGGAUAGGAAGAUGUUGAAGGGGAAACCUCUGAAGGGUCCAACAGCAUGCAGGGAUUUGGUUUGAAGCACUCAGAAGCCUUUUGAUCAGUGUGUUGGUUCCAGAAGCUUAAGUUUUACAUGUCUGCAAGCCAAGUUGAAGAAAUGAGUUGAGACUGUGGAGUCUCCUUGAGGUCCUGUACGAUGGACCAUAUUUUGUGUGUGGUAGGAGGGAGGGGGGAAUAAUCCAUGUGUGGGGAAGGAGGUUAAGGGAAGAAGUACCCUUAACUACACUGGAUUUAAGGCAGUCCAUUCCUUUCCCAUUUUUACUACACCAGUUCUAAUAAAAGGGAGGGAAAUGGCAACCUUUCCUGAAAAACCACAGCAGCCUGUAGCAGUGGAAUCAGCUGUCCAGGAGAGCUCCAGAAGCCCAGGGCAACACCUUCUUUGCUUUAGUCUUCCUCCCCACCAAAGAAACCUGCAGUUGAUCCUUAUGCAUGGAUAUGAAGAAAUACAAGACAGAGAAGAUACUACUAUGUGUGAUGGAACUCUCUGCCUCUUGGUUUUUGGAGAGAAGUGGGCAUCAGUGGACCCUUUCACUACCUUAGCCUCCUAAAUCUUCUUGUGAGGAACAAAGGGAGCAGAAGAGAGAGGGAAGAUGCCUAUCUGCUUUGCUACACACUGGAGAGGCAGCUACUGCUGGCCUUAGUCUUCAUGGCCACAGCUCAGAGGCUGGUGGGCUUCCUUGUUCUGUUUUUAUUGUGACUGUUUUGACACUGGAAAAUACUGCUGUGGGACAGUGGUAAGUGUGUGCUGGGGCAGGGGUGUUCCCAGGCAGCAUUCCCUGGUUAUUAGGCCCCCUAAAAGGGAGAAGUCCUUAAGUGACUGAACCACCAUUAAGACUUUUCAGUGUUUUUAUUUUUUUCUUCCUCUGUAUUUUGUUUUUGCACAUUGGAAACAAAGCUUAAGACCUGCCUGGGCCCUCAGUCACUUUGACCCUUUUAUGUCAAUUAACUUAUUUUUUUAAUACUUGAAAGAAGAUUCAUUUUUGUAUCUUUUAGGAAAAAAAUGGACGAGUGAUGGGUGUGUGUGCCUGCUGCAUCCUACAACUUCCACUUCAAAAUUACUGGACGUUGUUACCUGUGGCUAUUUAUUAGAGUUCUUAAUAAUAAUUUGAUUGUUACACAUAUUUGAUUGUGGAGGGAGUGUUUUAACUCUGUUAGAGAAAGACACUACUGCGGAUCGGUCCCUGCUUCACAGCAAGGGCAGCCUUUAUGUACCCAUGGAUGCAUCCUGCCCUAGGAGUUUUCCUGUAUGAAAAAAUCCUGUGCACUCAUGGAGUUUAAGAAUCUAUUUGUGUUCUUAGCAUCCUUUUCUUCCACAUCCCACAUUUUCUCUUUUGGACUAACAAACCUAUAUUUAUUUAAAUUUUACAUUUUUAUAACAAGAAAGCCAAAAGUGUGAGGUAGAAGUAUCCCGUAUGUCUCUUCCUCACUGAAAGAGGAGAUCCUCACAGUCCUGAUACAGUUCAAGGGGUUUCCACAAAAACAAAAAUAGCACAUUUCCUGCUGUAUCUGUUGGAAGAAGCUCCUUUUGGCCCAGUUAGUGAAUCUGCUGCUUUUCAGCCAGGAGGGUCCUGACUGUAGCCACACGAUAACCAGUGAGCAGGAUGUGCACUGAGCAGCUCAGCCCCACUGCCUGUGGGACAGACUCCCUGGGCAAACCGUGUCCUUAACCUCUCCUGCAGAGCUGAAACAGCACCGUGCACUGGGGAUAUGUCCUGUCCUUCACAUGAUGUGUCCAGAGGGUUUCCCUCCUUGGCAUGCUGACUGUGUUCUUUUCCUGUUAAAGAAGUACCAAGGCUGCUUUCUGAUGUCUCUGAGAACGUGUCCCAUUCCCAAGCACAUUUGUACAGCCUACUGACUCUUCCAGCUGGAAUUGACACUGCCGGUGCGAGGCACCCCAACAGGGCUGAACAUCCUUCAGUCUUUUGCCCUGGCACAGAGGUUUGCGUGGUUUCUUGCUGUUGGCUCUCUACCUCCUUCAGAGGGGUCUCCUGUAAGCCGAGGUCCAUGAUUUGAAUUCACCUCUGACUUGGGAGAAUGCCCCAGGCUGAGGGAGUGUCCAUGGGGACUCUGAGCAGUGCUUGGUUGCUAACUGUGGAAACCCGUGUUUUCCACCCAAAGUGUUCUCCCUUUAUUCCACCUAGUGUUUUAUGCUAAGGCAUUACAAAUUAAAUCCAGAUAACUCGUGGAAACCAAGCAGACAGGCAGCUGCAGUGCUACUUCAUAACUGUGUGUGUUUAGCAAGUGCCACCUGCCAUUCCAGCAUCCCAGAGUGUUGGCUUUACCAGCAGGAUGUCUGAUGAACAGAAUUCCCUCCCGUUUGCUGGUGCAGGGCCUGCUGCCCGAGUCAAACUGGCAGUGGUAGUUUACACAGUCUGCAUUUGAGGGGCCACUGGAAGCUGGAGUGCAGGAGGAGGGAAAAAAGAAAGUUUAGUGUAAAUUGUCUUGUGCAGAGAAUUGCCCUCAGUCCAUUUUAUAGUGCACUGGGUAUAUGGACCACAUCUAACUUGUAACAGAUGGUCAUUAAAUGUGAGCUGUAGAACAAAGUCCUGAAGAAGAAACACCAGAUGGUUUCUUUUCCCUUUCAUGCUGAGGGACAUUGGCCAGAUCUUUGCAAUGCUGAAGAGUGAGAUCGCUUCAGGGUGUAAUACCUUAUUGCACAGAAAACCCACAUAUUCUAACCCUGAACUCUUUGGGUUGUGCUGAAGGCCUCCAGCAUCAAGAAUGAAAACAAAGAGCUAACAUCGCACACACAAAUUGAUUAAAAACACACAAAAGGGAAUGUUAAAAGGCCUUUUUAUAUCAAAAUGGUUGUAAAAGGCACAACUUGUUAUUUGCUGUUCAGUUGCACUUUAAGAAUAUGACUUGCAUAUCAGAUAGUGGUUUUUUUUACUCUCUGAAUAUUUUUAACUCAAAUUUUGUAUUUUUAAAGCUGAAGAAGGUUCUUGUGAGCACAAGAUUCCUUAUUUGUAUCCGAAUCCGAGCAGGAUGUUCUAGCUCUUCGCGCUGCCCGCAGCGCACGCUCAGCCACGUGCAUUCAAUGACGUGUGUCCAUCCCACGUGUGAGGAGAGCCGAGGGACCCUCGGCUCCCGAGACGUGGGCACGCAAGGGUGGCUGUCCCCAGGUGACACGGUCCUGACCCGGGGCUGGCCGCUUCAUCCCAGCAGCAGGUGGGAAGAGAGCCGAGCUUGGAACCUGAGCCGUGCUGGUUUCAAAAUGGGCACACUGAGGAUGGGGCAAAGCCCUUCAGCCCCUACGGGGAAGGGAGGGGAACACCAGCUCCUGGAAGGAAGCGCCCAGGAGGUAAAUGGAGGUGGGGGAGUGAGGACUGCCAGAACAACUAAUCUGCUGUUUUCACAGUACCAUUCUUUUUUUAAACUGUUCUGUUCCUUUUAACCAUUUUCUCAUUAAAAGUCACAACUGGCUGUAAAAUUCCGAGCUUCAGAGAACUAAUGUGUAGGGAGGUGACAAGACAUUUCAGCUCCAACUUUCAGGCAUAUUCCUUCUUUCAGUUAACCAAUGCCCCCUGGUCUCACUAGGGCAUGUUAUAAACUGCAUUGCUGAACAUAUUUUAGAGCGACCGCGAGUUUUAAAAGUCUGUCCUUCUCUCUCUGUCUCUGCAUUUUCUGUAAAUAUUUGUUUGUAUGUAAAGGCACCAGUGGAUCCUUGGGCUACCCCCAUGGUCAAGAAUCUGAGUUUUGUGCAAUGCCUAGGCCUCUGUUAGAACACGGUGCUUGCAUAGAGCUAGUCACCACAUUUGUGUGCACUCUGGUGGGUUUUAAUAUUUUUAUACAUCCUAAUCCUGAACGUUAUGAAGUAUUCUAAGUGGUCUAGACAGCAUGAUCUAGAGCAGCCAGCAAUUCCCUUUUGUGAGCAGCUACAUUCUUACAAAAUGAGUUAACAUUCUUAUAAAAUGAGUUUUCCAUUAAGUGUUUACGCCACACACCAGUGGAUUGAGAGAGGUGUUGCAUUGUAAAAUCUCCUGUGUGCAAACUGAAAAGCUGCAAUGGGAAUUUCAGUUGUCACUGUCUGCAAGGAAGAGAGCUCUAAAGCAUACUAAAAACCAGCCUGUAUAUAGUUCACAGAGAACGAGAUGGCUGGCUGUCGACCUUUGCAAAGUAACAGAGAUGGGAAGCUUCCCAAAAGUUCCUUGCUUUUGGAUUGUCCAAGCCUGCUACCCUGCCUGUCUGUGCCUGCUUGGCAGGUACUAGGCAGGGUAGCAGGCAGAUGAGGAUGUCCCUGAAAGCAGGUGUGGAGGGGAGGAUGCCAUGUUCUGAUGGCGCUGCAGUAAUUUAAACACUCUGUAUCUGUGGGUGCAUGCACGUGUGUGUGAAGUCUGGUCCAGGCCGAGGGAGUUGCUUUGGCAUCUGCCCUUUUGUAUGAACGUGAACUCUGAUAUUCAGAUUGUUCAAGGCUUUUACGGUUGGCAUGUAUGGAGCGUUAACAGAAAAGGGAACACCCUACCUGUACAAAACCAACUCUGUUCCAGCCUGUUUUCUUCUGUUUGGUUGUGUUCUAUCGUUUGUUUUUAUGCACACUUGCUUCAUUGGUGUUGAGACGUUAGCACCUCAGAUGGCCAACUGAACUAAAAAAAAAAAAAAAAAAAAAAUAAAGUCAUUAAUUAUUUUUUCUU
Vidua macroura (Pin-tailed whydah) is the source of this 11608-nucleotide messenger RNA. It is a transcript of the gene MICAL3, whose product is annotated as microtubule associated monooxygenase, calponin and LIM domain containing 3. Gene Ontology annotation, molecular function: protein binding; FAD binding. The record is from RefSeq and is a predicted model, not a curated record. The transcript is spliced from 40 exons. Lineage: Eukaryota; Metazoa; Chordata; Aves; Passeriformes; Viduidae. Bases 106 to 6864 code for a protein of 2252 amino acids.